UCAAACUCAUCCACUUGGCUCCCAGAAAGUCAAUACUCACCGUUGGCUUCAUUUUCCUCACAAGCAAGCUAGCACGUCUUGCUCACAACAUUUUCUUCUCCAUUCAGCAGUGCAUUUGUGUUUCCUUGUGUUCUGCGUGUGUUGCAGGUGCAGUGAGUGUUCCAAUGGGGGAGGUGGUGGCCACCAUGGCGAUCCGGCCACUGGUGUCCAUGCUGAUGAACAAGGCAUCCAGCUACCUUCUGAACAAAUACAAGGUGAUGGAGGGAAUGGAGGAGGAGCACAGGACUCUCGAGCGCAAGCUUCCGGCCAUCCUUGACGUCAUCACCGAUGCCGAGGAGCAGGCGACGGCCCACAGAGAAGGUGCGAAAGCUUGGCUCCAGGAGCUCAAGAGAGUGGCCCAUGCGGCAAAUGAAGUCUUCGAUGAAUUCAAGUAUGAAGCACUCCGCCGCGAAGCCAAGAAGAAGGGACACUACAGCAAGCUUGGAUUUGAUGUAAUAAAACUCUUCCCUACUCACAACCGUAUUGUGUUCCGAUACAAAAUGGGUCGCAAGCUUUGCCGGAUUCUCCAGGCCAUUGAGGUCCUCAUAGCAGAUAUGCAGGCCUUUGGGUUCAAGUACCAAUCAGAGCAGCCGGUGUCCAAGGAUUGGCGGCACACAGAUUAUGUCAUCAUCGCGCCACAAGAAAUUGCCAAUAGAUCCAGAGGCAAAGAUAAGAAAAAGAUUGUUGAUACACUACUUGGUCAAGCUGGCAAUGCAGAUCUCGCAGUAGUUCCCAUCGUUGGAAUGGGGGGCCUUGGCAAGACCACAUUAGCGCAGCUCAUAUACAAUGAACCUAAAGUUCAGAAGCAUUUUCAGCUGCUGCUCUGGGUAUGUGUCUCUGAUACCUUUGAUGUGAACUCCUUAGCCAAGAGUAUAGUUGAAGCAUCUCCCAGGAAAAAUGAUGAUAUAGGCAAACCACCAUUGGAUAGACUUCAGAAAUUGGUCAGAGGGCAGAGGUAUCUCCUUGUAUUGGAUGAUGUAUGGAACAGAGAGGUUGAUAAGUGGGAAAGGCUGAAGGUCUGUCUUCAAUGUGGUGGCACCGGUAGUGCAGUGUUGACAACAACUCGUGAUAAUCAAGUUGCUGAAAUUAUGGGUGCAGAUAGAGCCUACCAUCUCAGUGAUUUGGAUGAUAGCUUUUUAAAGGAAAUUAUUGAGUCUAGAGCAUUCAGUCCAGAGAAAGAAAAGCCUGCCGUGCUAGUCAAGAUGGUUGGUGAGAUUGUGAAGAGAUGUUGUGGCUCUCCUUUAGCUGCAAUUGCACUAGGUUCUGUACUUCGCACCAAGACCAGUGUGAAAGAAUGGAAGGCUAUAUCAUCUAGAAGCAGCAUCUGCACUGACGAAACUGGAAUCUUACCAAUACUCAAGCUUAGCUACAAUGACUUGCCAUCACAUAUGAAGCAGUGCUUUGCUUUUUGUGCUGUAUUUCCCAAGGAUUACAAGAUUGAUGUGGAGAAGCUGAUCCAACUAUGGAUCGCACAUGGAUUUAUCCCAGAACACAGGGAAGAUAGUCCUGAAACCGUUGGAAAACAUAUUUUCAAUGAGCUGGCCUCAAGGUCAUUCUUUCUGGACAUAGAGGAACUUGAAUAUGUAGAUGCCAGGGAGUAUUUUUCCAUAACUACAUGUAAAAUCCAUGAUCUUAUGCAUGAUAUUGCAAUGUCUAUUAUGGACAAGGAAUGUGUUGUUGCAACUAAGGAAUCAAGUCAAAUCAAGUGGCUUCCAGAUACUACUCGGCAUUUAUUUUUGUCAUGUGAACAAACAGAAGGUAUGUUGAAUGAUGCUAUGGAGAGGGGAUCCCUUGCUAUCCGAACACUGCUAUGUGAUAAUCCUGUUUGGAGCUCACUGCAACAUCUAUCAAAGUACAGAUCUUUGCAUGCACUGAAGCUCUGUAUAAAGACAAUACCAUUUCUACUGAAACCAAAGUAUCUUCAUCACCUGAGGUACCUUGAUCUCUCAGAAAGUUAUAUUAAAGCACUUCCUGAAAAUAUGAGUAUUCUAUAUAGCUUGCAAACAUUGGACCUAUCCAAAUGCAUUUAUCUUGAUCGACUUCCAAGGCAAAUGAAGUAUAUGACUUCCCUCCGUCACCUCUAUACUCAUGGAUGUCCGGAGUUGGAGAGUAUGCCCCCAGAACUAGGAAAACUCACAAACCUUCAGACAUUGACAUGUUUUGUAGCAGCAGUUACUGGACCUGAUUGCAGUGAUGUAGCAGAGCUGCAACAUUUAAACCUUGGCGGUCAGCUAGAGCUAUGUCAGAUAGAGAAUGUUACGGAAGCAGAGCCAAAAGUGGCAAAUCUAGGAAACAAGAAGGAGCUCAGUGAACUAACAUUAAGAUGGACUUUUGUUUGCGAUAGCAAGGUGCUCGACAAUUUCGAACCUCAUGAUGGGCUGCAGGUUCUGAAGAUAUAUUACUAUGGUGGAGAGUGCAUUGGUAUGAUGCAAAACAUGGUUGAGAUACAUCUUUUUCAUUGUGAAAGAUUGCAAUUUUUGUUCAGACGUGAUGCAUCCUUCACUUUUCCAAAACUGAAGGUGCUUACGCUAGAACAUCUGCCGAAGUUUGAGAGAUGGUGGGAAAUAAAUGCGAGGCAAGAUCAGAUAGGAUUUCCUCUGCUUGAGAAGUUGUUUAUUAAGUAUUGUGGAAUGCUGACAGCAUUGCCGAAAGCACCACUGCUUCGAGAACCGUGUGGUGGAAGUUAUAGGUUGGUGCGAUCACCGUUUCCUGCCCUAAAGGUACUAGAAUUGGAAGACUUGAAGAGCUUCCAGAGAUGGGAUGUUGCUGCUGAAGGAGGAGGGGUAUUGUUUACUCAGCUUGAGAAACUGUCAAUUAAGAACUGCCCAAAGCUAAUGGAUUUACCUCGAGCACCAUUGCUUCAAGAACUAGAAUUGAAAUACUUGGCGAGCUUUCAGAGAUGGGAUGCUGUAGUCGAAGAAGAACAAAUAUUGUUUCCUCUUCUGGAGAAGCUAUCAACUGAAUUUCCAAAGGUGACGGAAUUAACUGAAGCACCGUACCUGCAAGAGUUCAAAUUGAAAUACUUGGAGAGCUUACAGAGGCAGGAUGCUGUAGUUGAAGAGCAAAUAUUGUUUCCACUUCUGCAGAAGCUAUCAAUUCAGAAAUGCCCAAGGCUGAUAGAUUUACCUGAAGCACCAAAACUCAGUUCAUUAGAAAUUCAAGAUGGCAAGCAAGAGAUCUUCCAUUUUGUAGGUAGAUAUUUGUCUUCGCUGACCAAACUGAUACUGAAGCUAGAAAAUACAGAAACAACAUCAGAGGCUGAGUGCGUUUCAAUUGUACCGAUGGACAACAAGGAGAAAUGGAACCAGAAAUCCCCACUUACAGUUAUGAAGUUAAGAUGCUGCAACUCAUUCUUUGGAGCAGGUGCACCAGAGCCAUGGGAUUAUUUUGGACAUCUUGAAGCUUUGGCAAUUGAUAGCUGUGAUGUGCUCGUCCACUGGCCAGACAAAGUAUUCCAAAGCUUGGUAGCCUUGAGGAGAUUAUCGAUUAGAAACUGCAAGAAUCUGACUGGAUGCGCACAAGCUCCUCCUGACCCAGAAUCUAGCCUGCACCUGCCUGCAUCAGCAACCGAAAGGAGCCAACACCUGCCUGGUCUGGAGUCUAUUGAGUUAAUUAAUUGUGCAAGUUUGAUAGAGAUGUUCAACGUCCCAGAAUCUCUCAAGGAAAUGCAUAUUUUUGGUUGCCAUGAGCUCAAGUCCAUAUUCGGCAAGCAGCAGGGCAUGUCACAGUUAGUUCAAGGGCUAUCUUGCAGCGAGGUAACCGUGCCCACGGUUGUAUCUGAGUUGUCAUCAUCAUCCAUGAAUCACUUCUUUCCAUGCCUAGAAUAUCUACAGUUAUCUGGAUGUGAUAGUUUAUCAGCGGUUCUAGAUCUUCCACCGUCAUUAAAGACCAUAUCUAUUGGUGCCUGCAGGAAUAUUCAAGUCCUAUCAUGUCAGCUGAAUGGGCUUCAGAAACCACAAGUCACUACUUCCAUAAAUAUACCAGAGCCAUCAACAGCAGUAGCAAGAGAGCAUUCCCUUCCUCCUUGUCUCGAGUCUCUACACAUAUGCUGCUUCAGUGGCAUGUUUGGGGGGAUUCUCCAUCUGCCGAAUUCCCUCAAGACACUGAAAAUUUCUGGCAGUAGUUUGACAUCACUGGAGUUUCUGUCGGGAGAGCACCCCACAGCGUUGGAAUCCCUUGUAAUUGAUAGCUGCAGUACCCUGGCAUCCCUACCGAAUGAUCCGCAAGCAUACAGGUCACUUCAACGGCUUGAAAUUACAUGCUGUCCUGCUAUAAAGAAGCUUCCUACAUGCCUGCAGCAGCAACUGGGUAGCAUUGGCUUCUACAAACGGCUGGAUGCCCAUUAUGAAGUAACGGCAUUUAAACCAAAGACUUGGAAGGAAAUACCAAGACUAGUCCAUGAGCGGAGGCAGGCUCGUCGCAGCUGAAGUGAUGUCACUUAAACCAAAGAAAGACAUGGAAGGAAAUACCGAGGAUAGUCUGUGAGCGGAGCCAUGCCUACAACAAUUGAAUGCUAUUCAGCCCUUUUUCGUGGGUAAACCUCGGAAGGGGAAGAAAAGCUCAUGCAAUUCAUAUAGGUGAAUAGUGUUGCCCAUUUAACUGAGGACAACUGGACGAAAGCUGCAUGGAAAGGGCAUGAGUUUUCUUAGAUUAAAUAAUGUACUAGGUUAUGGCAUGACUAUAAUCAAUCUGGCUUUGUUGACCUUUGACCUUUAUCUUCCUCAGAUAUUUGUAAUUCGGAUCUAAUUCAUGUCCUGCAACAGUUCCCAGGUUCAGUAGAAGCUGGGAUAUUACUCAAGCUUGUGAGCUAUCUAUCUGUGUAGAUCUAGUUUUAGCAUUGUUACGUAGUUGAGAAGACCUUUCAGUUGUUGAGAAACCUUUUCAACUGUGAUUUGUAUCUGUUUCAGUAUCGACGGUAAUACCAGCAUUGCUGGUUACUGGGGAGAUGUUGGUGGAGCCUGCUGAACAAUAUUGUGAAUUUCUUGGAUAAUAGGCCUCCCUAAUGGCUGCU
This is a messenger RNA of Aegilops tauschii subsp. strangulata, 5050 nucleotides long. Its product is annotated as putative disease resistance protein RGA4. NCBI's taxonomy places the organism in Eukaryota, Viridiplantae, Streptophyta, Magnoliopsida, Poales, Poaceae. The record is from RefSeq and is a predicted model, not a curated record. Gene Ontology annotation, molecular function: ADP binding.